UCGACUGCUAUAUCUAUUAAAAUAUUAAACUUAUUUAUUUUAGCAUUUCCCCUGGUGAUAGUAACACUAAAAUGAAUUGUUUGCGCCGCUGGAGGCAAUGGAUUCGUCCCGUUGUCAUUUCGAUUUACAUAGUUUUAAUAACAAUUGCUCUGCCACUCUGCAUUUGGGAUUUGAACAGAGUGCACAAAGAGGUUCACGUACAAGCUUGGUUUGUUGGAGGUGUCUUUGUUAUGAUGUCACUGCCUAUAUCUUUAUGGGGAAUUCUUCAACAUUUGGUUUAUUACACUCAGCCUGUAUUACAGAGACAUAUUAUAAGAAUUCUCUGGAUGGUUCCAAUAUACGCAGCUAAUGCAUGGUUUGCCCUGCGAUUCCCAUCAGCUGCUAUAUAUCUGGACACGAUACGGGAGUGUUAUGAAGCUUAUGUCAUCUACAAUUUCACCAGCUACUUGAUGCACUAUCUACAAAUGGAACAUCCACAUUUUGAUAUAGUUCUCGAGGGCAAGCCGCAAGUCAAACAUUUAAUUCCAUUCUGUUUAUUACCUCCAUGGCCAAUGGGAAGAACUUUUAUUCAGCGAUGUAAGCAUGGAGUUUUGCAGUACACUGUAAUGAGACCAGCCACAACAGUCAUUGCAUUGAUAUGUGAAUUAGUUGGCAAAUAUGAUGAAGGUGAUUUCAACUUUACUUCAGCAUGGUCCUAUCUCGUUAUUGUCAACAAUAUUUCACAGAUAUGGGCCAUGUAUUGCCUUAUCCUGUUUUAUAAGGCUGCUAAAGAGGAACUGGCUCCUAUCAAACCAUUGGCAAAGUUCCUUUGUGUUAAAGCUGUUGUAUUCAUGUCAUUUUGGCAAGCUGUGGUGAUUGCUGCUCUAGACAAAAUGGGGGCAAUACCUCACCAGGACCAGUGGAUUAUCUAUAAGUCAGACAAACAAGUAGCUAAUGGCAUUCAGGAUUUCUGUAUAUGUAUUGAGAUGUUCAUCGCAGCCGUUGCUCACUACUUCUCGUUUUCACACAAACCGUUCAUGGACCUGGCUGCCGACCAGGCAAGCUGCUGUCAGUCAUUCUUGUCCAUGUGGGAUGUCAGGGAUGUCAGAGAUGAUGUCCUGGAACACGCCAGAUAUUUAGGAAAAGGUAUGCACAAGAGACUGUAUGGUAAAAACAAUGACGGCCACAGUGAGAGAUCUCCGCUGUUAGGUGAAACUGGUGGCCACGAUCACUCUAUCAACAAUCAGACUGAUGUAAAGAAAUUAAACAAAACUUCCUCGGCAGUUCAGCCAUCGGAAGAUACACAGACGGCAGGCAGAGACUGGGACGUUUCCUCCAUUGGCCAGGUUCACGACAUGUUUGUGAACAAGUCGACUACUGCCAGCAUGAACAAUUACCUGGAGUUUAGUCAGAGUGUCGAUGUAUUGGACACAACACAUCAGAACUUGGUGGUGGUGGACAUAGAACCUCGUCCGAUUGAGGUAAUGGGGAGCGAACGUGAUGGUGCUGAACAUUAUGUGAUCGUCCAUGAUACCCCAUCGGAAAUCAAUGAUUCCAAAGAGAGUGGUGAUAAAGAAAGAGUGAAAAGAUCUGUUAAUUCUAGUGACGAAGACUGAAAAAUGUAGAUGUUGUUCAUAAUAUCAUCAGCCUCUUAGCAUGGUUGUCUAACUAAUGUUUUGAACUUUUGACACAAGUGGAAUGUUUUUUUGAUAUACAAAGUGAAAUUAAGUCUUAAAAAAUUAUUUGAACAAGAACAACAACAAAUUUAGUUGUUCAAAUAAUUUUUAAAGUAUUCAUUUCUAUAGCAAUUAUGCUGAGAGACUGACGAUAUGUAAAGAUAAUUUCACUGAUGAGUGAUUCUCAUUGGUGCUGUUAAUAUAUCAACUGAUGUUCUGAACAAAUCAAAAGCUGAAUCUGUGAUGAAUAGUAAAAAUACUGCCUAGGAAAUUGAUGUUCCGCGACAAAGGGACUUGUAAUCAUCUUUACAGCACUUCAGCAAGUCUAAGUAAACAAUAUACAUGACAUUGUAUCAAAUGAAAAAGGCCCCAGCAAAAUGACGCACCAGUGUCAGCACAGACAUUUUAACACUGUGACCUAACACAUUACAAUUUGGUAAAUAAUGUCUAAAACUGAGCUUGCAAGGCAGACGUAAUAUAUACUGUGGUAUCUAAUAAAUGAAUAUCAAAGAGUAUUUUGUGAAUUUAGUAUGAAGUACAACGUUCACAGUAAUGUUUUUUUAAAGGAAUAUUAUUAUUUUUCAUAAUUCAUUAAAAUAUACAUAAUCAUUUAUGCCCAUUUUUCAUCUGAUGUGAUAGUAAUGACAGUGAGGUCACAUUCUGUUGGACCUCUUCUUUUUAUAUUCUAUACAUGUAGCUAGACUGACUGAAGUGCCUUAUAGAUUGGUACAAGUUCCUGUGUUCCAUGAUAAAAGGAAUUUAGCUUCUUUUUUUUAACAAACUAAUAAUUAAAGUGCUUUUCCAGACCAUACACUAAAAUUUCAAAUUCCACAAUUAAAUGCUUUCUUAAUUCAUUGCAAUAAUAUUUUAAUAUUACGAAAAUGCCCCAUAAAAGUAUUUAAACAUCACUCCCGUAGAACACUGCCGGAAACGACCAAGUAAAAUUCUCAGUAAAAACAUUUGCCUGUAAAUAGUCGUGAUGUCAUGAAGGAAAUGAGCUUCACAGAAACCUACCACGAGAUGACUUCCAGCGCAAGCGAAAGUGGGACCGACAGUGACUGCCAAGCUCAAUUAUCAUGCGAUUCUUCUUUCGAUGAUGAAUAGUGUACUAAUAUUUGU
Gigantopelta aegis is the source of this 2774-nucleotide messenger RNA. RefSeq names its product transmembrane protein 184C-like. Gene Ontology annotation, biological process: transport. Bases 72 to 1595 code for a protein of 507 amino acids. NCBI's taxonomy places the organism in Eukaryota, Metazoa, Mollusca, Gastropoda, Neomphalida, Peltospiridae. The transcript has 9 exons. Gene Ontology annotation, molecular function: transporter activity. The record is from RefSeq and is a predicted model, not a curated record.